This is a messenger RNA of Phaeoacremonium minimum UCRPA7, 2199 nucleotides long. Its product is annotated as putative methylcrotonoyl- carboxylase subunit alpha protein. NCBI's taxonomy places the organism in Eukaryota, Fungi, Ascomycota, Sordariomycetes, Togniniales, Togniniaceae. Gene Ontology annotation, molecular function: ATP binding; methylcrotonoyl-CoA carboxylase activity; metal ion binding. Bases 1 to 2199 code for a protein of 732 amino acids. The record is from RefSeq and is a predicted model, not a curated record. Gene Ontology annotation, cellular component: mitochondrion. The transcript is spliced from 2 exons.
AUGCGAUCCCUCAAGAACGCCCGACGGCGGCUCCCUCUCCGCAAUGUCCCCCGCCUUCUCUCCACGACAGCACCGAUCAGCACAUCGCAGACCACCUCAUCAGCCUCAUCAUCGUCUUCAAUCACGCCAAUUACCUCUGUCAUCAUCGCCAACCGAGGCGAGAUUGCCCUGCGCAUCCACCGCACCGCCGCCCGCCUGGGCAUCCGCACCACGACGCUGUACACCGACCCGGACGCCUCCGCGCAGCAUGCCUCGUGCACACCAUACUCGCUCGCCCUCGGCGCGCCCUCCGCCUACCUCGACGGCGACCGCAUCAUUGCCCUGGCCAAGCAACAUGGCAUUCAAGCGCUACACCCUGGCUACGGCUUCCUGAGCGAGAACGCCUCCUUCGCCCGCAAGUGCGAGGACGCAGGUAUUGUCUUUGUGGGCCCGCCCGCGUCGGCCAUGGCGGACAUGGGCGACAAGGCGCGCUCCAAGGAGAUUAUGACGGCUGCAGGAGUGCCGUGUGUUCCCGGGUAUCACGGCGCGGAUCAGGAGCCACAGCAAUUGGCGGCUCAUGCUCAGGAAAUAGAAUAUCCUGUGCUCCUCAAGAGCGUCAAGGGCGGCGGUGGCAAGGGCAUGCGUAUCGUCAAGACGCCCGAUGAGUUCGAAGCGCAGUUGCGCAGUGCCCGGCAGGAAGCCCGAGCAUCCUUUGGCGAGGGCGGUGAGGUUAUGUUAGUAGAGAAGUACGUUGUGCGGCCGCGCCAUGUUGAGGUCCAAGUGUUCGCAGACAAGCACGGAAACUGCGUGGCGCUCGGUGAGCGCGACUGCAGCGUGCAGAGGCGCCAUCAAAAGAUUCUAGAGGAGAGCCCGGCACCGCUGCUGGACGACGAGGUCAGGCACGACCUCUGGGAGAAGGCGCGCAUGGCGGCACUGGCUGUUGGCUACGUGGGCGCCGGCACGGUGGAGUUCAUCCUAGACAAGGACACUGAGAAAUUCUACUUCAUGGAGAUGAACACCCGGCUGCAGGUCGAGCAUCCGGUGAGUGAGAUGGUCACAGGUACCGACCUAGUGGAGUGGCAGUUCCGAGUUGCCGCAGGCGAGAAACUACCCCUGACGCAGAACGAAAUCGAGGAGAGGAUCAAGGAAAGGGGUGCUGCAAUUGAGGCCAGGAUAUAUGCUGAAAAUCCGGAGAAGGGUUUCAUGCCUGACUCAGGCAAGUUAGUACACCUUGCUACACCAAAGACAGAUGAGGACAUCAGGAUAGACGCCGGAUUCGUACAAGGGGACAUCGUAUCCGAGGCAUACGAUGGCAUGAUUGCGAAGUUAAUUGUCAGAGGCAAAGACAGGGAGACGGCUAUAAGGAAAAUGGAGUUGGCAUUACGGGAUUACGAAGUCGUUGGACUGAGCACAAAUAUCGAGUUUCUCAAACGCCUAUGUAGGAGCGAGCCAUUCAUCGAAGGUGACGUCGAGACGGGCUUUAUUGACAAGUUCCGGGAGGACCUCUUCAAGCCUCGUCGGGUUGAAAACGAAGUCUUUGUACAGGCAAGCCUGGGACUGCUCAAUGCAGAGCUGAGAAGGGAAGGCGGACCACAUGGGGGCCCACUAGGCUUCGGAGAGGGUGCCACGGUCGGUGAGAGGAAGUUCGCUUUCAAGGUUGUCGAUGGGUACACGGAGCAAGAGGGCGAGGUGGUCGAGAUUAGCAUCACGCAGAUGGGCAAUCAGCUUUUCAACGCAAGCGUCUCUCGGAAAGGGGAGGAAACACCGCAGGUGUUUGAGAACGUCGUGAGCGAACCCACGGUGUUGUCUGACAAUACCACCAGCCUAUCGAGCUUCUACCCCUUGGAAAGGCUUGACACCAGAAUUGUUCAAGACCCGACAAAUGACAAUAAGGUUACUGUUUUCCAACACGGCGCCAAGACGGAGUUGGCGUUGCUGCCGCCAUCAUGGUACGAGAAAGCGUUGGGACUCAAAGAGGUUACCGCAUCGGUGGUAGCACCUAUGCCGUGUAAGAUUCUGAGGAAUGAGGUAAAGGAGGGAGAGACAGUUGAAAAAGGAACCCCCUUAGUUGUGAUCGAGUCGAUGAAGAUGGAAACAGUCAUCAGAUCUCCUCAGAACGGCGUCAUCAAGAAGUUAGCCCAUAAGGAGGGAGAUAUCUGCAAGGCAGGUACUGUUCUUGUUCUCUUCGAGGAAGAAGGCACCUCUGAGGAGAGCGCCUAA